Onychostoma macrolepis is the source of this 2673-nucleotide messenger RNA. It is a transcript of the gene ncaph, whose product is annotated as non-SMC condensin I complex, subunit H. Gene Ontology annotation, biological process: mitotic chromosome condensation. Gene Ontology annotation, molecular function: chromatin binding. NCBI's taxonomy places the organism in Eukaryota, Metazoa, Chordata, Actinopteri, Cypriniformes, Cyprinidae. The transcript is spliced from 18 exons. The record is from RefSeq and is a predicted model, not a curated record. Bases 136 to 2214 code for a protein of 692 amino acids. Gene Ontology annotation, cellular component: condensin complex.
CUGUACGUAUGACAUCACUGAUGACGCGUGUAACCGUUCGGCGCUAAUUUUCAAAUGUUUGUCUGAACAGACGGAAUAGAGAAAGUUUGGAUCGGUUGUACUGCUUAAAAAUCGUCAGAUACUCGCAGUUUCGUUAUGAGCGCAUUCAGUACCCCCACAUCCCUGCCACGACAGUGGUCCUCGCCGGCAAUAGGACACAAAGCCGCGCUGUCGGCCACCAGCACACCUCUGCUGGACAAUAUCCAGGGAAACGAUGAUGAACAGGAGAGACGUCAAAGACGCAGAUCCAGGGUCAUCGACCUUCACGGAGUGACCGACUCCUCCAUUAACGAGGCUGGUAGCCACAGUGCUGCAGGCACACCUGCUGCUGUCCCUAAGCUGUCAUCUGCACAGAUAUCUGAGCAUUAUUCUACCUGCAUCAAGCUUUCCACUGAAAAUAAAAUUACCACAAAGAAUGCAUUUGGCCUACACCUCAUUGAUUACAUGGCAGACAUUCUCAAGCAGAAAGACUCAGAGCUCAACUUCAAGGUGGCAGCGGGGACCCUGGACGCCAGCACAAAAAUCUAUGCGGUGAGGGUGGAUGCAGUUCACGCUGAUGCUUACAGAGUCCUAGGAGGCUUGGGAUCUGAGACCAAACCAAAAGAGAGUCAAGAUGGUGAGGAGGAGACUGAGCUAGCAGAGGGUGGUCAGGGAGAGCAGGUGGCUGCUAAACAGACCAAGAAAAGACCUCAGAAGAAGACCGUGGAGCAGAACCUCAGUAACAUCAAUCUCUCUGAAUCGGAGAUGAAGUGUGAGGUGGACCCCAUGUUCCAGCGAAUGGCUGCUUCCUUCGAUGAGAACAGUACAGCAGGAGUGUUCCUCUCUGUGCUGUUCAGUGAAGACAGUCGCUGUGAGCUGCGUUUCCCUUCACAUAUGACCUUGCUGAAGUCACAGCUGCCUCCUGUGCAGGUGCCCCGUCAGCAUGUUCCUGCCUCACCGUUUAUAGGUCAUUUAAAGACACUAGAAGACAGACCAAUUUGUCCAUCCUUAGAAGAUUUCUCCUUUACUAGAUGGACUCCUGAACAGACCACAAACCUCAACCAGCUUCUUGAGAAUAUGAAGCAGGGAGAGCACGCAUUCGAUGUCAAUGCAGACAUUGAGCCAGAUGAGGAUGUGGGUCCAGAUUUUGGGGAUAAUUUUGAUGCAGAUGUAGAUGUGGACGAGGGCAGACAGGGAGACUGUGAGGAGUUUAAGGAACACCGAGAAGCUUGUUCAAAUAGCCCUCAGAAAGGACGAGGUGUGAUUCCUAUUGGCGAGGUGGACAUUGCCACCAUGUGUCUGCAGUUGUCUGAUCAGCCUAGAGAGUACUCGUACUUCAGUCCCAGGACCAUGGCCACCUGGGUUGGACCUGGCUACUGGCUCUUCAAACCUGGACAUAAGCAGGAUCACAAACCAGACAAAGAACCUCGGAAACGAGCACCAAAGAAUCCGCUCGUAAUUGACUUUAAGGGAGAUAUCAACUUUCAUAAUUACUUUCGGACAACUAGAGCAGCAACCACUAUUAGUAAAUCAGCUUUGAACACCAGCAAUAAGAAAACCACACUUCCAGCAGACUUCCAGUAUCCACCCAGUAACCUGUCACAGCUCAGCCUCAAACCCUCCAACACACUCAGCGCAGAAGGAAAGAAAAGAUUAUCAGGAGAGCUGGGUGAGGACAUAGGAGAGUAUGACUACAACAACGCUAAUGACACAGCCAACUUCUGUCCUGGUCUUCAGGAAGGGGACAGUGAGGAUGCUGAAGGCUUUGGAGGAUCUGAUGACUCCCAAACAGACCGACCAACCCCUUUCUCUUUGGACACGGAUGACAUCUCUACAUACGGAGAGGACUGUCUUGUCCCUGAGCCUCACAAGGUAAACACUAUUGCGAUAAACUAUGCCAAGACGGCCAAAAAGAUGGACAUGAAGAAGCUGAAGACCACUAUGUGGGGUCUCCUAACAGAGAGUCCUGAAAAACCAGCAAAGCAGGUGGACAGUGAGGAAACAACAGAAGUACCUGGAGAAAAAUCAUUCAGCCAGUCUGUCAGGAAUCUUGUACAAAGGCUUCCCUCAACCAUGGCUACCAAUCUCUCAGUACCAUUGGCUUUUGUGGCCCUUCUGCAUUUGGCUAAUGAGAAAAACUUGGAGCUGCACAAGAUUGACGGCAUGACCGAUAUCAUCAUUAAACAAGGCCACUGAAAACUGAUACAGAUCUUUUAUACAAAAGUCUUUUAAUUGUAUCAAAAUGUAAAUGCAGUUUCUUAUGUUCUUUUGUCAUGUAAAAUACCUAUGUGUGGCCAAAACAGUAUAGUCAAGAGAAGGAUGAUGAUGUCAGGAUCAUGUUAAAAAUGUUGUACAGGGAACUACCACAGAUUUUUUUUUUGAGUGAAACUGAAAGCUCAAAAGCAUGUACCAGGAAAAAACAACAACAUGGGUUGCAGUGCAUGAAUAAUAUGAUUGCUUUUAAGAUUGAACUAUUUUGAUAACUUGUUUUUACAGUAAUAGUAAAUAUGAAGUUACUGUUGUCAUUGUCUAUUUAAAAAGAAAAAAAAAGUUUUAUUGAAAUUGUAAAUCUUUGAUUUUAUGACUUGGUUUCUUUUCGAUGUAUGUUCUACUUCUAAUUUGGAAAAAUAAAACUUAUCAAGGUAUUGGAUAGUU